UAGACGCGCCUCCACCUUUGCGCACAGACGUGCCAUGUUCUCCGAGCUGAGCGACAUCAACCUGACGUCUCCGGAACGGGACUGGAGCGACACGCCGCUCGAGCGGUUGUCGCGCAGCGGCCACCGCGUAAUGUCGGUGUUCCUGGGCUCCAUCAUGGUGUUUGGAUUCCUGAACAACCUGCUGGUUCUGGUUCUGUUCUGCCGCUUUAAGACGCUGCGCACCCCCGUCAACAUGCUGCUGCUCAACAUCAGCGUCAGCGACAUGCUGGUCUGCGUGUGCGGCACGACGCUCAGCUUCGCGUCCAGCCUGCGCUGCCGCUGGCUGUACGGCCGCCACGGCUGCAUGUGGUACGGAUUCAUCAACUCCUGCUUCGGCAUCGUGUCUCUGGUGUCCCUCGCCGUCCUGUCCUACGACCGCUACAGCACGCUGAUGGUGUACAACAAGCGUGUGUCGGACUACAGGAAGCCGCUGCUGGCGGUGGGAGGGACGUGGCUGUACUCGGUGGCCUGGACGGUGCCCCCCCUGCUGGGCUGGAGCAGCUACGGGCUGGAGGGCGCCGGGACGAGUUGCUCGGUGACGUGGACGCAGCGGACGUCUGGGUCUCACGCGUACAUCAUCUGCCUGUUCGUGUUCUGCCUCGGCCUCCCCGUGCUCGUCAUGGUGUACUGCUACGGGCGCCUGCUGUACGCCGUCAAACAGGUGGGUCACAUCAGGCGGACGACGGCUCGACGCAGGGAGUUCCACAUCCUGUUCAUGGUCGUCACCACGGUGGUGUGCUACCUGCUCUGCUGGAUGCCGUAUGGCAUCAUCGCCAUGAUGGCCACCUUCGGCCGGCCGGGAGUCAUCAGCCCCAUCGCCGCCGUUGUCCCGUCGAUCCUCGCCAAGAGCAGCACCGUCAUUAAUCCCGUCAUCUACAUCCUCAUGAACAAACAGUUCUACCGCUGCUUCCUGGUCCUGUUCCACUGCAAGCAACAGCUGACGGAGAACGGCCCCCCCUCCAUGCCCUCAAAGACCACGCUGGUGCAGCUCCACCGCCGAGUGUGUGACAGCAGCCCCCCCGCAGCCGCCCCCCCCGCCCACCGGCCCCGGAGCGCCGCACACGGAGGGAUCCAGCGCCGCCGAUAAAACAGCUCCGAUGGACCCGCAGGAACCUUCCACCUGAUGUCCCCCCCCAAACACUUUACUUUAACGUGCGUGUGUGUGUGUGUCUGUGUGUGCGCGUGUGUGUGUGUGUGUGUGUGUGUGUGUGUAUGUGUGUGUAUG
Cottoperca gobio is the source of this 1264-nucleotide messenger RNA. RefSeq names its product opsin-3-like. The coding region runs from base 35 to 1126 and encodes 363 amino acids. Lineage: Eukaryota; Metazoa; Chordata; Actinopteri; Perciformes; Bovichtidae. The record is from RefSeq and is a predicted model, not a curated record. The transcript has 4 exons. Gene Ontology annotation, molecular function: G protein-coupled receptor activity. Gene Ontology annotation, cellular component: membrane. Gene Ontology annotation, biological process: visual perception; G protein-coupled receptor signaling pathway.